GAACCCAGCUAAGGAGAGGGCGCAUGCGCACAUACCUGCCAACAGUCAGCUCAGGCGGGUUCGCUGUAAGGCUACGGUUAAAAACCCACUAACGUUUAACUCCUGGUUCUGAACCGAACUUACGAGUCUCGGCUGAAAACAUGCGUCCCCGGAGCGGCUCGUUUCCGGUGGCCACUAAAGUUUGGAUCAGCUGUUCGUUAGCUUCCUGCUAGCUUCAAUUAGCUAGCUUCCGGUUAGCUUCAGUUAGCUAGCUUCCUGCUAGCGUUAGCUUCAGUUGGAGCUAAAGCAGCAGUGUUCAGUCGUUCCCAACCCAAAGGGACGAGGAGGAAGAGGAAGAGGAAGAUGUCUCUGGUGUCUGAGCUGAAGGAAGGCGGCAGGAAGGACUCGGCUCUGUCCUGGGAAGACUGUCUGUGUCCUGUCUGUCUGGAGAUCUUCAUAGAGCCUGUCACUCUGCCCUGCACACACACCUUUUGCAAGAGCUGCUUCCUGGAGUCGGUGGAUAAGGCCACGCUGUGCUGUCCCAUGUGCAGGAAGCGCAUCUCCACCUGGGCCCGUCUGAACAGCAAGAACAAGACGCUGGUGGAUCAGCAGCUGUGGGACCGGAUCCAGACCUUCUUCCCUCUGCAGUGUCAGCGGCGCCUGAGCGGCGAGGACCUCGAAGAUGGCGAGUGCACAGUCUCCGUUCCCAGAGUCUGCUCUCCUGGAGAGCUGCGGCAGGAGUACGAGGAUCAGGUGACCAAGCUGAUGGAGGAGCGCAAGGCUCAGGAUGAAGAAGAGCGCAAAGCUAGCGAGGAGCUGAUCCAGAAGCUGCUGGCCGAGGAGCAGCAGCAGCUGCAGGAGGAGAGGAAGAGGAAGGUGGAGGACGAAGAGCUGGCCAAGCUGCUGAGCAACCAGCUGAACUCCCAGGAAACCGUUGGCGCUCCCGUUAUCACGCCUUUGAAGAAGACGACGAAGAAGAAGGAGGUGUUUGUUGGAAACAUGGACAGGUUCCUGUGUCCCCGCCCGCCGCUGCACAGCUCCGCCCCCGCCUUCAUAACCAAUAAGGAGAACGUCCUCCUGCUGGAGGCGGAGCUUCACGUGGAGCAGCGCUGCCCGCUGACCGACAGUCAGCUGAUCCGAUCGUCGUCAUCGAAGAGGAAGAGCUCAGAGCUGGGCGCUGCCGAGGAGCAGGAGGACAGGACCGCCAAACGGGUCGCGGUCUCCACCUCCUUACCUGUGGAGGCGGGGCCGUUGCCCGACUGGGAGGCGGAGCUUCGGUUGAAACGGCAGCAGGAGGAGGCGGACCGACGCCUGGCGCUGCUCCUUCAGAAGGAGCUCGAUGAGGAGGAGAGACGGAGAGCCACGGACCGCAGCAAAGGGUCCUCUGACGCCUACCUGCUUCGCCACCAGAGAGGUGAGACAGAAGAGGCGGGGCCAUCACACGUACCUGCAAGAGGAAGACGAGGGGCCGGACCUGUAAAACCCCCCAGAACCUUCCUCAGCUCCUCCUCCUCCUCACGCUCUGCCUUAACUACCAACACUCAGCUUCGCUCCUCUUCAUCAAGCCGAGGAGGCAAACAGACGACACUGAUGGAGAUAUUCUCUCCUCCUCGUCCUCCUGCUCAGCUGCAGCCCCAACAAACGGCAAAUAAAUAAAACAUUUUAUUUUGAAAGGGCGCCACUUCCACCUGAUCUCCGAUUGGUCAGUUUGUCUUUACUGAAGUUUAUUUUUUAUUUUUUCCUUUGGUUCGGAGGUGCCUAACCCCAGCAGUCAUGUGAUCAGUCAUGUGAUGCUCUGACUCGUCGUCACAUGACGGCGCCUGAGACAGGUCUGUGGAAGCUGCUAAACUUCAUCAUAGAUUAAACUGAGCAAACAAAGUUGCUGGUGAUUAUUGAUCUCUGUUCAAAAUGAGAGCAUCUGGGAAGGCCCGCCCCUUAUUUGGAGGCCCCGCCCCUUUGUGGAGGCUCCGCCCUCCUGCUGAAGCAGGAGCAUUGAUACUUUUUACUGCUCAGGAAGAAAACUUGACGUCCUUGGAGCUGAUUGCGUAGCAACACUAUCAUGGUCCGAUCCUGCAGUUUACCUUUAAUUUAUCAUCGGACCGGUUUUGUUUCUUGUUUUGUUAAUUGUAGUAAAAAAGAAAUACUUUGGUUUUGUAAUAAAAAAAAAGUUCUGACGA
This is a messenger RNA of Fundulus heteroclitus (mummichog), 2156 nucleotides long. It is a transcript of the gene rnf168, whose product is annotated as ring finger protein 168. Bases 343 to 1635 code for a protein of 430 amino acids. Gene Ontology annotation, cellular component: site of double-strand break; nucleus. The transcript is spliced from 8 exons. Gene Ontology annotation, molecular function: metal ion binding; ubiquitin-protein transferase activity; nucleosome binding. The record is from RefSeq and is a predicted model, not a curated record. Gene Ontology annotation, biological process: double-strand break repair. Lineage: Eukaryota; Metazoa; Chordata; Actinopteri; Cyprinodontiformes; Fundulidae.